Hibiscus syriacus is the source of this 636-nucleotide messenger RNA. RefSeq names its product protein MAIN-LIKE 2-like. The record is from RefSeq and is a predicted model, not a curated record. Lineage: Eukaryota; Viridiplantae; Streptophyta; Magnoliopsida; Malvales; Malvaceae. The coding region runs from base 1 to 636 and encodes 211 amino acids. Gene Ontology annotation, biological process: meristem development; meristem maintenance. The transcript is spliced from 2 exons.
AUGACAUACGAAGAGUUACAUCAGCGGAUGCUGAUAUGUCUGCAGCAAUCCAGUCUAUUUCCAACCAUAUAUGUACGUGGAUUCAAGAUGUACCUGGCGUUGAUUGAGGCUCUGAUCGAACAUCGACAGCUUGAGACGCACAUGUUCCAUUUCCUUAGUGGUGAAGCGACGAUUACUUUGGAAGACGUCAUUUAUCAAUUCAGUGUUCCUCUGAAUGGAACCCCCAUGGUGAGGCAGAAUAUUUAUGACCCCGCGACGUUGGACUACCAAGUUUUGAGAAAGAUGUCACCAUCCGACAAUAUAGAGGGCUAUCGGAGGACCAGGUUAUUUUUGCGUCCCGAGCAUAUUCUCCAACUGAUCGGAGGGGUAUUAUUAUCGGAUAAAUAUGGUAAUUUGGCAUACACUCAAUAUCUACAAUUUUUGGAAGACUUUGUUGUGUGCCGUAAUAACAAUUGGGGCUCGAUGGUUUUAGCCUUUUUGUAUCGGAAGCUUUGCAAUGUUGCAAUUGUCCAAUCAUGUCGAAAAGUCGAUGUAGCAGGUUGUCUAAUACUGCUACAGUCCAGGGCUUGGUACCGAUUCCCAUUUUUGACGGCAAUUGCACCAACCCCGGUCGAGUUUCCUCUAGCUGCAACGUAA